UUGAAGAGAUUAGGAAAGUAUGCAGUGCAAAUGAAUUCAUGGGAAUUUGGCAGAUUUUUGCACUUGCAUCAGUUUUGGGAAGGCCUCUGCAAUCAGUUUAUCCAAAUCGUGGAAAUCCAAAUGUGAGAAAAGAUCUCAAUCGAUCAAUCUUGCCAAGGGAAAUGGAAAGCAACACACCUGCAUAUAUCCUCUGGUCAUCAAACAUAAAUGAUGAAAUGACAUAUGCUCAUUGGAUUCCAAACCAUUUCUGUCCAAUUUUGAAGAUGUCCAUAAAUGAUGAUGUCCUUGAAUACAGUACUGACACUCUUGGAGAUAUAGACCUGGAAAACAUCAGCGGGUUGUCUGAGCAGCUGGCUUCAUGGGUCAUGGAUUUACUUGAUGACAGUGAUUCAGACGUCAGCAAUAACCAAUAUAAUAUGGAUGAGACCACAGCUGAUCAACACUCCUCAUUGGAUAAACUGACAGAUAACCAGUCCUCGAUGACAGUUAAACCCAUGGAUGUCCAAACUUUUGCUUCAGUUCAACCGGAAGAGGCUCUGAUGUCCAACUUGCAGGACAACAGUGAACAGAGCAACAAUAGUAUUGUUGUGUCUAAGGAUGAGACCACAGCUGAUCAACACUCCUUAUUGGAUAAACUGACAGAUAACCAGUCCUCGAUGACAGUUAAACCCAUGGAUGUCCAAACUUUUGCUUCAGUUCAACCGGAAGAGGCUCUGAUGUCCAACUUGCAGGAUAACAGUGAACAGAGCAACAAUAGUAUUGUUGUGUCUAAGGAUGAGACCACCACUGAUCAACACUCCUUAUUGGAUAAACUGACAGAUAACCAGUCCUUGAUGACAGUUAAACCCAUGGAUGUCCAACCUUUUGCUUCAGUUCAACCGGAAGAGGCUCUGAUGUCCAACUUGCAGGAUAACAGUGAACAGAGGGACAAUAGUAUUGUACUGUUCCAAGAGAAGCCCUUAUAUGACCAGCUCUUAGUCUCUGAGCACUACACUAAAAGAUAUAAUGAGCAACAGAGGUUGAUGUGUGGCCCUAUGUUUACUUCUAUACCCACAAGAAGGAGGACUUGUGGAUAAGUGCAUCGAUACGCCAUUCCAUAAUAUCAUCAGAGGUGGUCAAACCAAUAGACCCGCCAGAUGUCUGUUUGAUUGGAACUAGACGAUUUAUGUACAAAUUCAAAGAUCUUUGAACUUCAGGAAUCUGUGCCAGAGAGUGUUCCAAGUUUUAUGUCAAAUAAAAUAUUUGGUUAACGUU
This is a messenger RNA of Mytilus californianus (California mussel), 1254 nucleotides long. RefSeq lists its product as uncharacterized. The transcript is spliced from 6 exons. Bases 39 to 1076 code for a protein of 345 amino acids. NCBI's taxonomy places the organism in Eukaryota, Metazoa, Mollusca, Bivalvia, Mytilida, Mytilidae. The record is from RefSeq and is a predicted model, not a curated record.